Messenger RNA from Diatraea saccharalis (sugarcane borer), 1999 nucleotides. NCBI's taxonomy places the organism in Eukaryota, Metazoa, Arthropoda, Insecta, Lepidoptera, Crambidae. The record is from the annotation of a GenBank genome assembly.
AUUAGCACGUGUGGUUUGUGGGUGCUUUAUAUGCUGAGUAGCAAAACAGCUAAAAUCGGUUCAAAAAUUAUAACCAAUAACAGGUCUACGUCUGAAAGACAUUAAUUUUAAUAAAAGACUACAAUGCCUACUCCAGAUAAAAUGUUAACAAGAAAAAUCAAAAAGAGACAGAAGAAGAAAAUGAAGCUUGUUCCACCACAGAAAGAAAGUCCUGAAAAUGGAGUUCCUGACGUUGAAGAAAUUAUUCCAUCAGAAGCCAAGAAAAGACCUUUUGCAGACAACAAAAAUAGUGAAAAGGCACCCAAAAAAAAAAAGAAAAAAGUUUUAACAAAAGAAGAACCUGUGGAAGUUAAGACUGAGGCUAGUGAUAAUAGUGAAAAGGAUAAUGAUACAAAAAGCAAAACUAAUUCAGAUAAUCAAUUACCCGGUUCAAGUGUAUAUCAAAGAAUUUUAUCAGAUCAGAAAUUUUCUACAUUAGAGGGAAAGGUUUGUGAGCCUACUUUGAUGGGCGUCAAAGACAUGGGUUUCACGACUAUGACCGAAAUACAAGCUAAAGCUAUACCACCAUUGUUGGAAGGCCAUGACUUAGUUGGUGCAGCUCAAACUGGCUCAGGAAAAACACUGGCUUUUCUUAUACCUGCUAUUGAACUUAUAUAUAAAUUGAAAUUUAAACCAAGGAAUGGCACUGGUGUCAUUAUUCUGUCUCCGACAAGAGAAUUAUCAAUGCAAACUUUUGGUGUACUUAUGGAAUUGAUGAAACAUCAUCAUCACACUUAUGGUCUUGUAAUGGGUGGUUCCAACAGAAGCAUAGAAGCCCAGAAGUUGUCAAAAGGAAUUAACAUAUUGGUUGCUACACCUGGACGGUUAUUAGAUCAUCUUCAGAACACACCAGAUUUUUUGUAUAAAAACCUCCAAUGCUUAAUUAUUGAUGAGGCCGAUAGAAUACUUGAGAUUGGUUUCGAAGAAGAAGUCAAACAAAUCAUAAAAUUGUUGCCCAAACAUCGACAAACAAUGCUUUUCAGUGCUACACAAACAAAAAAGACGGAAGCACUUACAACAUUAGCGGUGAAACAGGAGCCGAUAUAUGUUGGUGUUGAUGACCAUAAAGAACAGGCUACAGUGGAGUCAUUAGAACAAGGUUAUAUUGUGUGUCCGUCAGAAAAGCGCAUGAUGGUAUUGUUUACAUUUUUAAAGAAGAACAGAAAAAAGAAAGUGAUGGUAUUCUUCUCAACUUGUAUGUCCGUUAAAUAUCAUCACGAGCUCUUCAAUUACAUAGAUUUACCUGUCAUGUCUAUUCAUGGUAAGCAACAGCAGACCAAGCGAACCGCGACGUUCUUCCAAUUCUGCAAUGCUGAAUCAGGGAUUUUAUUAUGUACGGAUGUCGCUGCAAGAGGUCUCGACAUUCCAGCAGUCGAUUGGAUAGUCCAAUACGAUCCGCCAGAUGACCCUAAGGAAUAUAUACACAGAGUUGGUAGAACAGCUCGAGGGCUCGGAACAAGUGGGCAUGCCUUACUCAUCUUACGCCCUGAAGAACUGGGAUUUUUAAGAUACUUGAAACAGUCCAAGGUCACCCUCAAUGAAUAUGAAUUCUCUUGGAAUAAAAUUGCUGAUAUACAACUACAACUCGAAAAACUAAUAUCUAAAAACUAUUUCCUCAACCAGUCUGCUAAGGAAGCCUUCAAAAGUUAUUUACGAGCUUACGACUCGCACCAUCUCAAGACUAUAUUUGAUAUCGACACUAUAGAUUUGGCGAAGGUUUCUAAGUCUUUCGGAUUCACUGUGCCACCAGCAGUAGAAUUGAAAGUAGCUAAUAAAGGUCCUCCGACAAAAAGAAAAGGUGGUGGCGGAUACGGAUACUUUAAUUCUUUAAAUGCACCAACCAGUCACAAGAAUAAGGCCGGGAAAACGAAAAUCUAUAGACAAAAAGGUGGCAACAAAAAAAAAACAAUUAAAUAAUUAUUUUGUUUAUAAGGUAUAAAUUAUACGAUCAUUAUUUUAA